AUGUCCUUCUCGAAAGCCAAACUAAAGCGCUUCAACGAUGUGGAUGUGCUGUGUGGCUCGCCAGCCGCUGGCAACUCAACUUCGACCACGUCGAGUGGCUCCUUGAACUCAGUAGGCACAACAUCAACAACCACUCCAACAACAGCAACGACGGCCACAUCUGCGCAGGCGCCGCCACCGGAACGCAAAGAACAAAUUGAGAAGUUCUUCAAAGAUGCCGUGCGUUUUGCCUCCAGCUCCAAGGAGAGCAAGGACUUUGCCAUACCCAAGGAGGAUAAAAAGUCCAAGGGCCUGCGUCUGUUUCGUACGCCCUCCUUGCCGCAACGCUUGCGUUUUCGGCCGGCAGCGCAGACAUCGCACCACUCUGAGGCUUCCAGUGGAGCCUCUACAGCAGCCUCGACGCCACUACACUCGGCAGCCACCACACCCAUCAAGGAGGCCAAGUCAGCCAAUCGCUUGAAGGGCAAGGAGGCGCUCCAGCAAGAGAUUAGGUCCAAGAACGAGCUCAUCGAGAGCUAUUUGAGUCAGCUGGAUGUGUUGCGUCGUCAUGUGGAACAGUUGAAAGAGACCGAGGCUAAAAUGCGAGAGGAGCAUGAGUGUGCGUUGGCCAAAACCGAUCAGCUGGUGCAGGCUCUCACGAGCGAGAAUCGUGAGCAGAAGGAGCUCAAUGAGCAGCUGAGUGCCGAGAAUACGCGCCUGCUGGAGCACUGUUCGGGACUUGAUGCACAGCUGCAGCAGCUACGAGAGCAGCAUGAGAGUGAAGUGCAUGAGUUGACGCAAACCACUCUACUGCUGACGUCACAGAACGAGCAACUGAGAGGCGAAGCGGAGGAGCAGCUGCAGACGCAACAGAAGCUUCACAUCCAGCUCCUCUCCCUGCAGGCUGAUCUGGAGCAGUCGCGCUCCCACUGCGAACAGGAGAAAGAGAAGACGGCGGCCAACUUGGAGCUGGUGGAGAAUCUGAAGAACUCCAAUGAUUCGCUGCUCAAUGACGUCACACAACUGAAGGAGCAGAUCGAACAUGACGCGCUCAGCUACGCUCAGGAGACGAAGGUUACGCAAACAGAGUUGGAAUGCCUGCGUCUCGAGCGCAACACGCUCAAGAACGAUCUGGCCAACAAAUGCACACUCAUUCGCUCCCUGCAGGAUGAGUUGUUGGACAAGAACUGUGAAAUCGACGCCCAUUGUGACACCAUACGCCAGCUGUGCCGUGAGAAGGCCAAGUUUGUGGAGCAGGAGCGUGUCGAGGAGCAGGCGGCGGCCAAAAUGCAGCAACUGGAGAGCGAUCUAGAGAGCGCCAUCGAGCGCGAGAAGAGCUACUGGCGUGCCGAGCUCGACAAACGCCAGAAGUUGGCCGAGAACGAGAUCAUCAAGAUCGAGCUGGAGAAGCAGGAUGUGAUGAUCCUGCUCGAGACCACCAAUGAUAUGUUGCGGGAACGUGAUGAGAAGCUGCAGAAGUACGAGGAACAACUGCGCAAUGGCGUCGACUAUUACAUCCAACUGACCGAUACGCUGCAGAAGCAAGUGGUGGACCUGAAGCAGGACAUGGCCAAGACCAUCACCGAGAAGUACAACUACCAGCUGACUCUGAACAACACACGCUCCACAGUCAACAUACUGAUGGAACGCCUCAAGAAGUCCGAUGCCGAUGUGGAGCAAUUCAAGGCCGAGCUGGAGUCCGUCCAGCUGGCCAAGGGCGCCCUAGAGCAAAGCUAUUUAACGCUGCAGGCGGAUGCGGAACAGCUGCGUCAACAGCUGUCCAACUCAGAGGCCGCGCUUACAACGCUACGCACCUCCUCAGAGCAGCUUCAAAGCGAGGCGCGCAUCGAUACUGACGCCGAUGUGGCCCGCUACUACGAGCUCUACAACGAACUGAAGCGCAAGGACGAUACCCGUGAGCUCUACAUGGCCGACAUGAAGAAGGCGCUCGAUGAAUUCGCCACAGUUCUACAAUUCGCUCAGCUCGAGCUCGACAACAAGGAGCAGACGCUGCUGAAAGUUCGAGAGGAGUGCGAACAGCUGAAGCUGGAGAACAUAACCCUGAAAUCCAAGCAAUUGGAUGGCAUUGCUCUGACACCCAGCAAGGCGGCGAACAAACCGAAUACCACAGACCUUGAGAAAAUCGAGGAUAUGCUCAUCGAUUCCGAGCUGCGCGCCGAAUGCGACAAGAUUACGUCUUGGCUGCUCAAUUCUUCGGAGAAAUGCGUUCGUCAGGAUAGCAGCAACGAGUUCUGCGAGUUGCUCAGCAAGCCUGUAACGCCCAACAAGGCGCGAACCCCCAAGGCGGCCACACCCAAGGCCAUCACCCCCAAGGCGGUCACUCCACGCACUCCGCGCACCCCUCGCACCCCCAAAACCACCCAGACAACGCCCAAGAAGACGCUCCUCUUCGCUGCCACCGGCAAAGAAAACGUCCCCAGUCCCCCACCGAAGCCAGUCCUCAAGGCACGAAACGUUUAG
This is a messenger RNA of Scaptodrosophila lebanonensis, 2460 nucleotides long. RefSeq names its product trichohyalin (gene mira). Lineage: Eukaryota; Metazoa; Arthropoda; Insecta; Diptera; Drosophilidae. Bases 1 to 2460 code for a protein of 819 amino acids. The record is from RefSeq and is a predicted model, not a curated record. The transcript is spliced from 2 exons.